Capronia coronata CBS 617.96 is the source of this 1281-nucleotide messenger RNA. RefSeq lists its product as uncharacterized. The coding region runs from base 1 to 1281 and encodes 426 amino acids. The record is from RefSeq and is a predicted model, not a curated record. The transcript is spliced from 2 exons. Lineage: Eukaryota; Fungi; Ascomycota; Eurotiomycetes; Chaetothyriales; Herpotrichiellaceae.
AUGGCGAAUCCCAAUUUCAUCUCGUCUCUGCUUGUGGACAGUCUGAAGCUCUUCGAUACUCUUAUAUCCCGCGCCGAAUUGGGAGCUUAUGCGGCUGAAGUACCCACGAACUUGUGGACCGAUGAACUUGGCAGGUUGCGUCUCUGGGCGGCCAAUAUCGGCGCUCAUCAAACCGGGCAGUCAUCCCUUGAUUAUCGACUGAGAGAUGCAUCGCAUAUCAAAGGCCAGACCAUUAAGCUCCUGGAGCGACUGCGACAGAAUCUUCAAGACUUGGAUGAGUUGUUGAAUGGUGUUGACUAUGGAGUGGAAGACCUCUCACUUCAAGAGGACGACGAGACCGAAGCACAGCAGAUAUACACUGGUCUUGUCACCACUGUCGAUUGCCUCUUCCAGAUCAGCAUGAUUAUCCGCUGCCCGGCACAACACGACAGGCUUAUAGCACGUCGCUCACAAGUAUCCUCAGGCCCCCGCAUUGUCGCCGACCGCCUGGGAGCAGCCAAUUCACGACGCAGAGCAGCAUUGAAAUAUCGUGAAAGACACCAUGCGAAGCUCGGAAAAGGUAUCGAUCAAUCCGAUGCUGUUUCUACACGUCUCUCGGAAACAAUUGCCACCGAGUUUCAGAACACCGAUAUUGAUUUCGCCGAGACGGGCUUGAAUGCAGGUCUUUCCCAAACCUCGUACGCCCCCAGCCUCUGGGAAGGUGGUGAUCGGCUCACGGUUCCACGCCCUCCCAAAGAAUCGAGCGGCGGGAAGCCAUUUGAAUGUCCAUACUGUUACUAUCUCAUAACAGUGGCAGACAGACGUGCGUGGAUUCGGCAUGUUUUCAAGGAUCUGAUGCCUUACAUAUGCGCGUUUUCUGACUGCCCCACUUCGAAUCGACUAUAUGAUAGUCGUCGCGAAUGGUCUCAACAUCUUCAGACAAGAUUUUUGUCAGGAUUCGCUCCAGGUGACAAUAUUGAUUGCUUGUUGCGCUGUGGAGCUAGGCUACCUGUCAUGUCGCUUGAACGGCACCUUGGGAAACACCUGGAAGAGUUAGCAUUGUUUGCUCUUCGGGGAUUCGAAGAAGACGAGGAGCAAGAUGAAGAGGAAUAUACAAAGCAGAGUCACAGCUCAAUUGCAGAUGCCACAUCUGAGGACAGGGUCGGCAACAAUUCGUGUGAAGACGAACGUGAGAGUGAAGCCAAGUUCACAGGACUCGCGAGAGAACUAGAACUGUACCUGCUGCAACUUGGAGAGUUGAACGAGAAGAGGUGGAAGAGCGCAUCAAGGAACAUAGAAUAG